Syngnathus acus (greater pipefish) is the source of this 632-nucleotide messenger RNA. RefSeq names its product T-cell surface glycoprotein CD3 zeta chain-like. Lineage: Eukaryota; Metazoa; Chordata; Actinopteri; Syngnathiformes; Syngnathidae. The record is from RefSeq and is a predicted model, not a curated record. Gene Ontology annotation, molecular function: transmembrane signaling receptor activity. The coding region runs from base 101 to 511 and encodes 136 amino acids. The transcript is spliced from 8 exons. Gene Ontology annotation, cellular component: membrane. Gene Ontology annotation, biological process: cell surface receptor signaling pathway.
GUUGACGUGGGUGCUGUGUCUCCUGCCACAGCUACUACUCACCACUUCCUGUCCCAAUUUAAAGCAAAAACGUUGUUUGAGAGACUCCACGGAGGUCGGGAUGGCGUUCUGGUGGACAUCAGGCGUGCUGGUCUUGGCGAUUGAGUCUGCAGAUGCCAUGAUGACGCUGUACGACCCCAGGUUGUGUUACAUUCUGGACGGCUUCCUGGGUCUGUACGGCCUGGUCAUCACCGCCAUGUUCAUCAAGGAGAAGUUCUUCAAAACAAAGGCGGACGGCGCUUAUACGGGUGGAAGUGGCCAGCUGAGAGGAGACCUGGAGAGAGGGCGUAAACGCUGGGAGAAUGAAAAUGCGACGUACACGGGCUUGACCAAAAGAUCAGAAGACGAAUACAAAGAACUUCCUGUUAACAGAGAACGACCCCGAAAAAACGAUCUGGUUUACCAGGGUCUCAGCAGAGCGACCAGAGACACCUACGACUCCAUCCAGAUGCAGCCAUCUUCAAGCCGCUAGAAAUAUGUCAUGCUCAUUGUUCCUUUCAAUAUCUAAUCAUUCUCUAAUGUUCUAUAUCAUAAAAUAAUAAUACAUGAGAUAAUUGUGUAAUGAAAUAAAAUAAAGUGACAUUUCUGCUGAA